AUGGCCAACCACAUUGGAACGGUAGUGUUGCCUGGUGAUGUUUUAAAAGAUAUUAAACCUCCGGAUGGAAGUAAGAAGCUCUUGUUAGGACCUGGUUUAGUUGAAGAUGGGGAUGUUAUCAAAGUAUGUAAACCGGGAAUAUUAAGAUACCGCGAUCCUGGUGUAUACUGGCUUGAUUGUCACCAAAAGCGGUAUGUUGCAUGCAAGGGAGAUCAAGUUCUUGGAAUUGUUACCCAGAAGAAUGUAGACAUGUUCCGUGUAGAUAUUGGUUGCAGUGAAUUGGCCAGUUUAUCCUACCUUUCAUUUGAAGGAGCAACAAAAAGAAACAGACCUGAUGUUAAAGUGGGAGAUGUGAUUUAUGCAAAAGUUCUGGUUGCUAACAAGGAUAUGGAACCAGAACUGGUGUGUAUUGACAGCUAUGGACGCAGCAGUGGAAUGGGUGUCAUUCGAGGAGGUGGAUUCCUUAUACAUACCUCGCUGAAUUUGGCCAGAAAAUUAUUAAACCCCCAAUGUGUGCUGAUGAAGGCACUUGGUAACAGAUUCAAGUUUGAGAUUGCAGUUGGCAUGAAUGGAAGGAUCUGGUUAAACACACAGAAUGAUGUGCAGACUAUUGCAAUAGCUAAUGCAAUUUUCGCUGCAGAGUAUAUGGACAAUGACCAGAUUACAUCAAUGUGUAAAAAGCUUUCCAGAGUUAUGUCAGGGAUGGAGUGA
Messenger RNA from Candidula unifasciata, 711 nucleotides. The record is from the annotation of a GenBank genome assembly. NCBI's taxonomy places the organism in Eukaryota, Metazoa, Mollusca, Gastropoda, Stylommatophora, Geomitridae.